UAGAGAAUAGAGUUGAAGAAAAGAUGAUGAAUAUAUUGUUCUUUAUCUUUUGUUUGGUGAUCAGUCAUAUUAAUCAUAAUGUUGAUGGUAUUCAAGAUAUAUUGAAGGAAGAUGUGCAGGAAGAUGUGAAGUUUGAGAUAAAACAAAAUCUUACAAUUAAUUCUUCCGUCAAGACUAUUCAUACAAAGUUAGGAAACGUUAUUGAUUGUUUUGACAUCUACAAACAACCAGCUUUUGACCAUCCGUUAUUAAAGAAUCACAAAUUGCAGCAAAAACCCAACUUUGAAAUUGAAAAGACAGCAGAGAAUAGUUCACAAAUUGAAUUCAUGUUUGAAUUUGACGAGGAGAAAUGUCCAGAAGGAACUGUCCCAAUUCUUAGAACAGACGAAAUUGUUUCAUUAAAUGAUCAUAUGUUGAGUAAAGAAAUUCCUGGUCUUCAUAUUGCAGAAGUAUCUCUCAAACCACGUUUGGGUCCAUAUUAUAAAGUUGCUGGAACAAUGAGCAUUUAUGGUCCACAAGUUAAUAAGGAUCAAGUUUCAAUGGCUCAUAUUUGGGUUGAGAAAGGAUCCGCCGAAACCAUGAACAAAAUAUCUGCAGGAUGGCAUGUGCUUCCACAAAUAUAUAACGAUAAUCGAAGCCAUUUUUAUUCUACAUGGACGACAGAUAAUUACAAACAUACAGGAUGCUACAACCUUCAAUGUCGAGGUUUCGUUCAGACUGACAGAACUGUUUUCCUUGGUGCACCUUUUGGCCAUUUAUCGGUAUACGAUGUAAUAAGUUAUGUGAUCUACAUUUCUAUUACACAGGAUCCAGAGACAAAAAAUUGGUGGUUAACUUUGGGAAAUAAAAGCAUUGGUUAUUUUCCAGCAGCAUUGUUCAGCGACUUGGGUUCAGCAAGCAUAGUAGGGUGGGGUGGAAGAGCAGGAGGUAAAGUUGGCAGUCCUAGUCCUCCCAUGGGAUCUGGACAUUUUCCUGAUGGAAAGAGUGUCCAUGCAUGCUAUUUUAAAGCAGUAGAGAUUCAAGAUUCAUCAAGAGACAUUUAUGGACCUAAAUCUUCUCAAGUCGUAACCUUCAAUGACAACAAUAAAUGUUAUGGUGUUAUUUACUAUGGAGAUCAAGGAAAUCAUCUUGGAUGUGUUCUCCAGUUUGGAGGACCUGGGGGUGAUUGUGGUAUUUAAUCUUUAUAAUUAUGUUUUCUAUCAACUUUAAGAAUAAGCAUCUUUAUUUAGUACAA
Vigna angularis (adzuki bean) is the source of this 1234-nucleotide messenger RNA. RefSeq lists its product as uncharacterized. The record is from RefSeq and is a predicted model, not a curated record. Lineage: Eukaryota; Viridiplantae; Streptophyta; Magnoliopsida; Fabales; Fabaceae. The transcript is spliced from 7 exons. Bases 24 to 1178 code for a protein of 384 amino acids.